Messenger RNA from Gymnodraco acuticeps, 1116 nucleotides. RefSeq lists its product as uncharacterized. The record is from RefSeq and is a predicted model, not a curated record. The transcript has 7 exons. Lineage: Eukaryota; Metazoa; Chordata; Actinopteri; Perciformes; Bathydraconidae. Bases 14 to 745 code for a protein of 243 amino acids.
UGUCUCCAAGCUAAUGCUAAACCCGGGAUCAAUACCAACCAUCCGGGAGCAGGCCAGUGAGGACACAUCCAAUUUUGAAGCUGCCAGCACCUCACAUGCUACCAGCAGAUUACCUGUGAUGACAGAUUCUGCAUGUCAGACUGACCCACCCAAGUACCGUACUGUUCGUACACAGCUAUCCUCGAGGACUCUUGGUUCACAUCGAAGUACAGCUGUCCAGGCUAAAAUUCCCUGCAGAAGCGUUGGUGUCGAAACACUUCCGUUGGAAGUGCCAGUGCCCUUUUUAACAUCCACCCCCUUAAAGAGACCACCAAAGAGGCCCCGUGUGGAUCUUGAAGAGGAAUACGAAGAUCCAUUUGAGGGAAGCUCUUCUUUAGUGAUUUCCGAAGGCCAGGAUGCAACUUAUGAUCCAGCAGAAUCCAUAACAAAUGCUACAGAAACAACAGCCAUGUCUGGUCAAGAACAAAACCCCCCCCAGACGAUCAACACAUACAUCGUGUAUGAGACCUGCCUCAUGGAGCUUUUUGAAUCAUGUCCUGUGUGCAAGCGUGUGUGUGAUGUACAAACCAGAAGGAUCGGUACAUUCAUAUCAGUGCAGCAGCUGUGCCCCCAUUGUCAGUUUACAAGAAACUGGAAUAGCCAGCCUGUUCUUGGGAGUACUCCAGUUGGAAACCUGCAGCUAUCAGUUGCAACAUAUGUCAACAGAGCAUCUUUCUACAAACUUUCAAAGGUCUUCAAACAAUGAAUAUGCAGCUAUGCAAAUACAACACCUUCCGAAGGCAUGCCAGGAUGUUCAUUGAGCCAGCGAUUGUUUCUUACUGGCAAAAAUCACAGGAAGGCAUGCUACAGAAGCUCCAUGCAGAGGAGAAAGUGAUAGUUGGUGGUGAUAUGAGGGCUGACUCCAGGCCACUAUGCAAAGUUCGGAAGCUACACUAUGGUGGACCUGAAGAACAACAAAGUCGUUGACCUCCAGUUGGUUCAGAGCAAUGAGGUUGGUGGAAGCUACCACAUGGAGUUAGAGGGCCUGAAAAGGAGUCUGGAGUUGUUAAAGGAACGUGGUGUGACUCUGGACUGUAUUGUCAUGGACAGACAUCUGCAAAUUCAGAAAUUCCUAAG